UGUCAAAAGUCAGCGAAACGUUUAAAAAACGGCGAUUAGGAAAACGCAGUUGUCCCUAUAAUUUUCCUUCUUUUUGGAAAACAAGACCCUGGGAUUUUUCUCAUGGCUUACGUGGAGCGAGGUGUUGUUAAAUCAAAGCGGUCAAUAUGGCGACUAAGAACCAUCAUUGAUUUCUUCUGGGCUAUUGUCAAUUUCAUAGGAGUGUUUUUUUCAACCAUGUUGUCGAUGGAAAAGUCGGAUACCUACAGUAAAGGCUCUGGUUCAAGCAAGAAAUGGGAUGGUGGUCCAGGAGGACCUGGAAAUGGACCAUAUGGUGGUGGUGGUGGCCCACGCCGACCACCUCGUGGACUAGACAAUGUUCGAGGAAUCGACCAUAGUUCCCUUCCUGCCUGCGGCUCUUGCUGUGGUGGCUAAGUGCAGCAUAUUUGUUGUGCAUUGACUGUUAUAUCUGAAAUCGUCUUAAUCUGUGUAAGAACUUUUUAAGUUGUUAAUGUCAGUGGAUUUCCUGUGAAACAGAGAACUUUAAACCUCUAUAAACCAACAAUGCUUUUGUGUAGUCUUAAACUUUCACCAAUAUAUGUUGCUACGUGGUGGGCUGAUAGCUGUCUCUCUAAAACUGGUCGAUUUGGUUUUCUCAAUGAACAUGAUUCAUUA
Molecule: messenger RNA, 654 nt
Organism: Durio zibethinus
Lineage: Eukaryota; Viridiplantae; Streptophyta; Magnoliopsida; Malvales; Malvaceae
Biological process (GO): calcium ion transport; endoplasmic reticulum calcium ion homeostasis
Cellular component (GO): endoplasmic reticulum membrane; Golgi apparatus
Source: RefSeq, a predicted model, not a curated record